Cryptotermes secundus is the source of this 3670-nucleotide messenger RNA. It is a transcript of the gene cindr, whose product is annotated as CD2-associated protein. Gene Ontology annotation, molecular function: protein binding. Bases 275 to 2398 code for a protein of 707 amino acids. The record is from RefSeq and is a predicted model, not a curated record. The transcript is spliced from 13 exons. Lineage: Eukaryota; Metazoa; Arthropoda; Insecta; Blattodea; Kalotermitidae.
AGAAAUAGAUGUGGGAGUGGAUAUCAGUAAGCUGUAGUGCCAUUAUUUGUAUAUGUGGUGAUAUGUCAUGUUGUUUGCGUAUGAUGCUAUUGAUUGAGCCUUAGUUUUUUAACGACGCUUACUUAACCAAAUAAAUUGUAUAGGGUCGGUAAUAUAUUUCUAGGAAAGGCACUUUGUAGGUAACGUGAUGGUGGAUUAGUGAUUUGAAUGCACCACUCCAGCCUUUUUAGUAAACCAAUCAGUACGACAACGUUUUGGAGAACAGAAUUAUAAUAUGGGUAUGUUUGCAGUGGAAGCUGUGGUGGAAUUUGAUUAUGUAGGCCAGGAAUCAGACGAGCUGACUUUACGAAAAGGAGAUGUGAUAAGAAACAUCCAAACCCAACCAGGUGGUUGGUGGGAAGGAACACUGAAUGGUAAACGAGGAAUGUUCCCAGAUAAUUUUGUAAAAGUUUUAUCAGAGACAGAUGAAGGAAAGGAUUCAAACAAUGUCAGCUUACGAUCAAGUAGUGGACGUCAAUGUAAAGUUCUGUACAGUUACCAGCCAGCCAAUGAAGAUGAACUGAAACUUGUAGUUGAUGAUGUUAUCGACAUAUUGGCCGAGGUAGAGGAGGGCUGGUGGAAAGGCAGACUUGGAGACACUGUUGGUGUAUUUCCAUCCAACUUUGUGACAGAAAUUGUGGAUACACGAAUAGCAGGUGUUUGUAAACCAAGAACCAGUAGCCGCGAAGAAGCCAGUGAAAGUGAUGGUGAAAUGUCUACUUCAGUUUCAAGCCCAGAUUCCAGUCAGGUGUUAGAGUCAGGAAGUAAACCUGAGCAGGAUUCAGAAGCACCAGUGUUGCCACCAAAACCAGUGAAGGAAGUGUGUCGAGCGCUGUUUCCAUAUGAGGCAGCAAAUGAAGAUGAGCUAACGUUGAAAGAAGGUGAUCUCAUUACGCUACUGAGUCGAGAAGUGGCUGACAAGGGCUGGUGGAGAGGCGAACUCAGGGGCAAGGUUGGGGUGUUCCCAGACAACUUUGUGGAAGCCAUUCAGCAAGAAGAGCAACAACACAAGAAGCCCGAUCGACCACCCGCCAAAUCACAAGUUGUGACCACAAACCGAGCACGGGACAGUAUCACCAAACCUGCUGUGAUAGUGCCUGCAGCUAGUACAACGAAAGGAGACCCAUUCUCCCAGCGUAAGCUAUCAGAUACAGUGCUCAAAGCAGAUGAGCGGCCGACUUCUUCAGUGUCUUCUAUUCCUUCAUUUCCUAGCAAGAAACUUUCAUUUCCCCCUCCUCCAGUAAAGAAACCACAGCGAGGUGGAUCAUCAAACCUUAUUUCUGCUCCAUUAACGAAACAUGAUUCACCUGCUGAACAACGAGGAACACCUGAUGCUGUGGACGGAGCUGGACUCAGCAGACCAGUCCAGAAAACAUCUCCACGAGGUCUGAUGGAGUUUGAUAGUGUAGAAAGAAGUGCCAUGCUAACACAUCCAACAGCAACUAGAGUCAAAGCACCUCAUCGCAGGUUACCCUCUGCAGUGCACAAUAAAGAAGCGGAUUCUCAGAACACUGGCUUAAUGAAUGGAAGUGCAGAAAUGGGACACACUCCUCAAGACAACCAUGUUGAGGAAGAAGGGGAGGAUGAGGGAGUAGAAAGAAGUAGAGGGCGUGCCUGGGAGAGAGGGAAGGCUCCAUGGGUAGAAGAACUGAAAUUAAACCAGGCCAAGAAGACAUCAGGAUUUAAUUCUGCAGCCUCAGUGCUCGGACAGAGCCCUUCAGAGCAGUCUGAAAAGAAAGUGCCUAAAAUGAAACCGGACCCAAGUCCUGAAUCUAAACAAACACCAGCAAGUGUAACCAUGAGAAUGCAUCCCUCCAGACCCCAGUCAAUGUUCCACAACCCUUCAUCUAGAGUUAAUGUGCAAACAAGGCCAUUGUCUUCAGCAAGUCCACCUGAUCCUGCUCAUCUUUUGGCUGAAGUGAGCCAGGCUCGUUCCAGACCACUCUCAGGUUCAUCAACUAACUCCUUGGUGCUUACACAGCAGCAGAAGCAAGAAGCUGUCAGUCCAUCAGUAAGGACAGCAAACAGCACAAGUUCAUCUACUAGCCCAGUACUAGCCACUUUAUUAUCUAAACAAACAGCAGAUUCUACAAGUCCGUCUUCACUCUCAGAUCCAGACCUCCUUGCAAGUCCAUCAGCUCGUAGUCCAGGGCUUGCAGGUGGAUCUUCUGUUACAUACAGACAGUUCUCAGAGCUCAAAGACAAGGUAUCAAAACUUGAACAGAUGUUGGAAGCUCAAGAGGAAAAAUUUAUGAAGAUGGUUACAGAUUUGACUGCUAAACUAAAUGAAGAGGCAGAGAGAAGAGUUCAGUUGCAGCAAGCAAUGGACAAACUUACCAACCUGGUGACGCAGGUGUGACUGUUUCUAAUUUCAUCUGUCACUAUUCACCUGAGGUCAUUGAAACCAAUGUGUCUGGAAACAGGAAUGUACAGUUGAGUUGCAGUUUCCAGCGCAGCGGUUGUAAAGGUGGUUUGAGUAUAGACUUCGCUGCCACAACAUAUGUUCUCGACUGUGCCAUUAAAAGAAGUGAAUGUUAUAUCAGUGAGCGAAUGUUUGCACACGCGUCGUAUCUACAUGUGACAUGUAGCAAAUAAAAGUGUUGUGAGUACAGCAUAAUUUAAGGUUUUGUAUGUGGUAAGUCUCAGUAUUUUCUGUCAAUUUUGGUUGGCAAUAGAUGUCUUGAACUACAUAACAAUAAAAAGUUGUGUUUGCCAAAUAUAUUUUGCACCAUGUGAAGGGAAUUAAGGAAAUCACUUUAUAUAUUUCUUGAUAUGUGCUCUUGGGCAAGUAGUUCAUUCGGCACCUAAGUUUAUAAUUAUAUUAUAGUGGACAAGAUGUCAUAAUGUUUUUGCAGAAUAGUAUAUUUGUUAAAAGUUUGUAUGUUAAGAAUUAAGGAUUUGUGUGCUUACCAUAUUGUUUUAUAGUUUUCCUCAGUCCCUCCAGGAAAAUAUUGGAAUGAUGUAUGACAGAGAUCAUGACUAUUUCCCUCCAAAUCACACCUUAUAGUCAUUUAAUUCCUGCUGCUGAUAAAGUAUCAUAUGUUCAACUAAUCAUCAAAGUCAGUACUGGUGCAGCAGUUUAUAAGUCCGUUUCAUAAGAUAAAAUUAAACCAAAUUAUGUUAAUUCAGUGACACCUUUGCUCUAUAUGCAAGGGACCUGAGCUUAAAAUUUGGCCCAAAGACCAAAUUUCCUGACUGACAUAUUCCAUGAUUUUCUUCAGUAUAUUCAGCAAAUGCAGGGGAAUGUAUCUCAUAUUAGGCCAUAAUCACUUUCAUAUUCUUCUCUAUCUCAUUAUCAUUUAUAAUCCUGUUAUUUUAUGCUAAUUAUCUGAGCUAAUAAGAAUGUUGUUAAAUGAUAUAUAAAUGGAAAGAUAACCUUUGUUAUUCCCUCCUUAUUGCAAACACCUCGUAUCAUUUUCCUUUGUGGUGCCUGUGAACCCUUGCUGUGUUAUUGCUUUCUCCUUCUCCUGUUGAUCUGAUUCAAUUCAGAAUUAAUGCUAAAACAGUGAACCCAGUCCAAAAAUAAUCAACUGACUACUUGCUUAUUAUAGUAUUUCAGCCUCCCGUUCCAUUGAGGCAUUAUCCUUCUUAUUAUAGCACUUGUCCAUAAUGCAACAAUAUUUUUAACAUA